AUGGUCUACAAUCUGUUGGCCGAGAAGAUAUGCUGCCUCCGCUACCCGACUAGUCGCAACGCCCGUUCAGUUGGUGGAAAGAGGCUGCGGAUUACCUUGACAUUCGAACGAGUCUUCAGCUUGCUAGAAUUCGACGAUGAUGACGAUGACGAUGAUAAGUGGGAUGGGCUUAGCACAGACGAUGAGUUAUCUUCGGAUUCCAUCGUCAGUGAAAGUGGUGAAUGGGAUAAUCAGGGUUCUGAUGAAGAAUGGAAUUUGGAGGGCAAUGAUGAGGAAUAUGCAAAUGCAGAUGCUGAGAGUAAAUGUGAUCCGAUGAUAACUGGAGACGACACAGAACUGGCUGGCAGUGGUGACUACGAUCCCAUGACCAAUGACGAGGAUGCAGAAAGGGUCAUUGAGGAGUGA
This is a messenger RNA of Talaromyces proteolyticus, 405 nucleotides long. RefSeq lists its product as uncharacterized. The transcript has 2 exons. The record is from RefSeq and is a predicted model, not a curated record. Bases 1 to 405 code for a protein of 134 amino acids. Lineage: Eukaryota; Fungi; Ascomycota; Eurotiomycetes; Eurotiales; Trichocomaceae.